CAUUGAGUAUUUUGUGUUAUCGUCACCGUCCAUAGUGCAGCAAGAUUGUGGUAGCGUUCUGUAAGUAGGCCUUAAAAAACUGCGACCAACAUGGCAAAUAUCGUAGUUUUCCUGGGCGAUCUUUUGUCAUCGCUUGGUCCAGCCACUGUUCUGGUCUUCGUGGCAGUAUUGUUGCUGAGUCUGUGGGCGUUAACGCCUCGGACGCCUCGGGUGAACUGGCCGCCCGGGCCUUUCUGUUUUCCCAUGGUGGGCUGUCUCCCACAGCUGAUAAUCAGCGGUAGGAGACGACAACCGACAGAUCUUCUUCCGUGGUAUGAUACAUACGGAGAUAUCAUGCACAUCAAAAUUGGCGAACAGCACAUGGUGAUACUGGGGACUAAAGAGCUUCAACAAGAGGCCUUCGUGAAGAAGGCGAGUUCAGUGAGUGAAAGGCCGCUUUGGGUUUAUAUCUUCGAUCGUCUUGUGGGAAAGGACGGAGCUGGAGUUAUAAUGAAUUCUGGCCAUGCAUGGAAAGAACUCAGGCGUUUCACACUCUCGUCUUUUCGAGAUCUCGGAGUGGGCAAACAUAGUUUGCAAGAAAGGAUUCAAGACGAGGCUAGAUACUUGGUGCAAAGUAUGGAAGAUGAAAAUGGAAAUCCUUUCUCUCCCAGGGACAGAAUUGGAAAGGCUGUCAGCAACAUCAUUUCUAUAGUUGUUUUUGGCACGAGGUGGAAUUAUGACGAACCUUCAGAAAUGUUGACGAAUGUGGAUCAGACCUUGCGGUUACUUACCGGAAUUCUAAUCUUCACAGACUUUGGACGCGUUUUUACGCCGACAAAGAAAAUAUUUGCCCUCGUAGAUCGUCUACGUGAAUUGAUUGCACAAGAACUGGAACGACACCGCCAGACCUUUGAUCCAAAUGACAUCCGGGACUUCAUUGACCUCUUUAUAAAGGUCACCCAAGAGGGACAGGAUCCUGAGGUCUUCACUGAGAAGAACUUUUUUCGCACAAUCGCCGAUCUGUACAUGGCCGGCACCGACACAACGGCCAAUACUUUGAGAUGGUCCCUUGUCCAUAUGGUGAAUGAGCCACAUGUUCAGAAGAAAGUACAACAGGAAAUCAAUGAGGUCAUAGGUCAAGGUCGAGUUGUCAAGAUGGAGGACAAGAUCAGGAUGCCCUACACUGAAGCAACCAUCUUGGAGGUUUUUCGAAUGUCGCCCGUCGCCCCUUUUGGCGUCGCACAUGCAACCAGCGAGUCGGUGGAGGUGGGUGGAUACACCAUUCCCAAGGGAACGAUAGUGAUAGCAGAUCAGUAUCGGAUAUUACACGAUAAAUGUAACUUCGAGGACCCGUACCAGUUCAAACCAGAAAGGUGGCUGGAUAGUUCUGGGAAGGUGACCAAGUCUGGCGCAUACAUACCAUUCUCCACAGGACCUCGUGUUUGCUUGGGCAAGGGGCUGGCCGAAAUGGAAGCUUUCAUUUUCUUCACCACGUUGAUGCAGAACUUUGUGUUUAAGGUGCCAAAUGGCGAGAAACACCCCAAUGGAAUCGAAGGCAUAAACACAGGGGUCUUUAUGCCGUACCCCUACAAUGUGGUUGCGGUGAGGCGUUAAGAUUCAACUUUAAGGACCUAACGGCUCGGGUAUCGUAUGGCAGAAGGGCCAAUUUCGUUAUGGUGGAAGAAUCGCGGUACAUUUAGCUCGUCGUUGUUUUCAAUCUUAAUGGAGUCACAACCGCCCACUAUUUAGAGAAAAAUGACGUCUGUUUUUUGUUUCAUUUAAAAGAGAAUUAUUUCAAAUUAUGUAGUGGUUUUGUUUUCCAUAUAUCUUAAAUUUCUCUCAUACUGAAGGUGCAUGAAACUGUAGAUCAAUGUCAGAUAGAGCCUAAUUUAUCAUAUUGAAAGAUGUUGACACUGCCUUUUAACAGACCCAGGCUAAGUCCCUUUGACAGCAAUCAAGACAGUUAAUUGCUCUGAUUAAAAUCACUUCCUCUUUUGUGACAGAUAAAAAUAGCCCUUUCUGAAUAGCUUGUUUGCACAUAUUGAAGUUAACUGAGGAAUCUCCUUCGUAGCUCCCUGCAGAGCGGGUACAAUGCCAUCUGCGUGCG
Lingula anatina is the source of this 2086-nucleotide messenger RNA. RefSeq names its product cytochrome P450 2J6. Lineage: Eukaryota; Metazoa; Brachiopoda; Lingulata; Lingulida; Lingulidae. Gene Ontology annotation, molecular function: heme binding; iron ion binding; calcium ion binding. The record is from RefSeq and is a predicted model, not a curated record.